AUGUCUGUGAUAUUGGUAUCUGCCGGGUAUGAUCAUACGAUUAGGUUUUGGGAAGCUUUGACUGGCGUUUGUUCGCGAACAAUCCAACAUUCGGACUCGCAAGUGAACCGGAUGGAAAUUACUAGUGAUAAGAAACUACUUGCUGCUGCUGGCCAUCAGAAUGUAAGACUUUACGACAUCCGGACGACGAACCCGAACCCUGUGGCAUCCUUUGAAGGCCAUCGUGGAAACGUUACUUCAAUAUCGUUCCAACAGGAUAACAAGUGGAUGGUGUCUUCGAGUGAAGACGGCACUAUCAAAGUUUGGGACGUUAGAUCACCAUCUGUUCCGCGGAAUUACAAGCAUAACGCACCUGUUAAUGAAGUAGUGAUUCAUCCGAACCAAGGAGAGCUGAUCUCGUGCGAUAGAGAUGGUAACGUGCGAAUUUGGGACCUGGGCGAAAACCAAUGCACGCACCAGUUGACCCUGGAGGAUGACACUUCGUUGCAGUCGUUGUCGCUGGCGAGCGACGGGUCGAUGCUGGUGGCGGCUAAUAGCAAAGGGUAUUGCUACGUGUGGGAGAUGCCCAAUCGGACGGAUGCUUCCAAUUUGAAGCCGGUUACAAAAUUCAGAUCACACGCUACUUACAUCACACGAAUACUGCUGUCGUCGGAUGUCAAGCAUCUGGCUACGUGUUCCGCAGAUCACACGGCCAGGGUGUGGUCUAUCGAUAACAAUUUUGAACUGGAGACGACUUUGGAUGGCCAUCAAAGGUGGGUCUGGGACUGCGCGUUCAGCGCUGACAGCGCCUAUCUCGUGACCGCAUCUUCGGAUCAUUACGUGAGACUGUGGGACCUGUCGACGAGAGAAAUCGUCAGGCAGUACGGCGGCCACCACAAGGGAGCAGUGUGCGUGGCUCUCAACGAUGUCUGA
Torulaspora globosa is the source of this 912-nucleotide messenger RNA. It is a transcript of the gene LST8, whose product is annotated as TOR complex subunit LST8. Gene Ontology annotation, cellular component: TORC1 complex; TORC2 complex. NCBI's taxonomy places the organism in Eukaryota, Fungi, Ascomycota, Saccharomycetes, Saccharomycetales, Saccharomycetaceae. The transcript has a single exon. Bases 1 to 912 code for a protein of 303 amino acids. Gene Ontology annotation, biological process: TOR signaling; regulation of actin cytoskeleton organization. Gene Ontology annotation, molecular function: protein binding. The record is from RefSeq and is a predicted model, not a curated record.